This is a messenger RNA of Cherax quadricarinatus, 4747 nucleotides long. It is a transcript of the gene eIF5B, whose product is annotated as eukaryotic translation initiation factor 5B. Gene Ontology annotation, cellular component: mitochondrion; cytoplasm. Lineage: Eukaryota; Metazoa; Arthropoda; Malacostraca; Decapoda; Parastacidae. Gene Ontology annotation, biological process: translational initiation. Gene Ontology annotation, molecular function: GTP binding; GTPase activity; translation initiation factor activity. The record is from RefSeq and is a predicted model, not a curated record.
UGAAAGUAAGUGAAGGAGUGCGGACGCUGCCGUCACUCUCUCUCAUAUAUUACUCCAUAUGUUACACUUUUAUUGAAGGUACAUGCUGUGGAACAUAGCUACAAGAUGGGCAAGAAGAAGGGACAUAAGGCGGAGACGAAUGGGGAUGUGGAAGAUGAUAUAGUAGAGGAUACUGAAAACUCUGCACUCAAGGAGACUGGUAAGAAAGGCAAGAAGGCAAAGAAAAAAACUGAAGAUUGGGAGGAUGAUAUUGCUAAGGAGUUGGAAGACAUGACCUUGGAGGAGACGGGAGGGAACAAGGAGGAGGUGCCAGUCCCUCCUGUUGAGAAGAAGAGAAAGGAAAAGAAAUCUAAAAAAAGUGUCAAGAUGGAAGAUGAUGAUUCAGAAGAUGACUUUGUAAUUAAACCUAAAAUGGGUGGAGGGUUUGCUGCUCUAAUGGAUGAUAAUGAUGAUGACCUUAUGGAUGAAGAUGAUGAACCUGUUGUAGAGGAGAAGCCAAAGAAAGACAAGAAGAAGAAGAAAGAAGAGCAACAGGUCAUUGAAGCUGAGGAAGAAAAGGGAAAGAAAACCAAGAAGAAAAAAGGGAGGAAGAAAGAUGAUGACGAAGAUUUGGAUAAAAUUUUGGCGGAACUGGAAUCUGAAUACAAAGGAGAAAAGCCUAAAGAAGAUCUCAAGAAAGAUGGAUCAGUAGGCGAAGAGAUGAUAAUAGAGCAACAGGUAAUUGAUGCUGAGGAAGAAAAGGGAAAGAAAGCGAAGAAGAAGAAAGGUAAAAAGAAAGGUGAUGAUGAAGACCUAGAUAAAAUUUUAGAGGAACUUGAAUCUGAAUACAAAGGGGAAAAGCCUAAAGAAGAACCCAAGAAAGAUGGAUUAAUAAGUGAAGAGGCAAUGGUAGAACAAAUUAUUGAUGCUGAGGAAGAAAAGGGAAAGAAAGCUAAGAAGAAGAAAGGGAAAAAGAAAGGCGAUGAUGAAGAUUUGGAUAAAAUUUUAGAAGAACUGGAAUCUGAAUACAAAGGGGAAAAGCCUAAAGGAGAACCCAAGAAAGAUGGAUCAGUAGGUGAAGAGGUAAUGGUAGAACAAACAGAAGACACUGGGAAGAAAAAAAAGAAGAAGGAACAUGAAGAAGCACCAACGGAAAUUGAAGUUACACAGAAUGAGGAGCCACAACAGAAGGAUGAGGAAGAAAAGGAAGGUGAUGCUAAGGCAAAGAAGAAGAAAAAGAAAGUUAAAGACACAGCAGAGAUAACGAAGGGUGAUGCAGCGGAUGCCAAAGUUGAUGUAGCAGAUGCCAAGGUUGAAGUGGCGGAUGCUGGAGAGGAGGACGGUGAUGCUGAUGGUGAAAGCACUAGUAAGAGGAAAAAGAAAAAGAAGAAAGGGGAAAAAGAUGAGGAGGAAGAUGCAAAGGCCAAAAAAGGCAAACCUAACAAGAAGAUGCUGGCAGCGAUGAAAGAACUCCUUGCUAAACAGAAGGAAGAAGAAGAAAGAUUGAAGGCAGAAGAGGAGGAAAGAAUAAGACAAGAGGAAGAAAGGAUCCGUAAAAUAGAAGAGGAGAAGCGAAUAGAGCAAGAAAAGAAAGAUCGCAAGAAACAGAAGGAGAAAGAAAGAAAAGAACGUCUCAAGGCUGAAGGAAAGUUGUUAACUCCAAAGCAGAAGCAAGACAUGCGCAGGGCACAAGAUCUGCUGGAACAUUUAAAGGCCCAGGGAGUAAGUGUACCAGAGGCAGGAGAAAAGCGAUUUCGACCUGGUACCAGAAUUCGACCCAAGAAAACUAAAAAGGAGGAGAAAUUAGAAGACCAAGAGAUGGCAGAGCCAGAAGAUAAAGCUGAGGAAGAAGCUGUACCAAAAGAAGAUGAAGUAAUGGAAUCUUGUGAUAAAGUGGAAGAAGAGGAAGAGGAGGAGGAGGUGGUGGAGGAUGUGAAAGAUGCAUGGGAUGAGAGUGAAGAAGAUGCUGAUGAAGACGAAGACAUCUCGGAAGACACAAAGACUCCAAAGGUUGCAAAGAAAACCAUAAAGGAUGAAGAUGACGAUGAUGAGGAUGAAGAUGAGGACGAGGACGAGGACGAUGAUGAAGAAGAAAGUGAUGAGGAAUCUGAAAGCGGAGACUCUGAAGAGGAGCGACAAACUGAAGCAGAGAAGAGGAAACAGAGGGCUUUGUUACGCAUAGCUAAGAGGAAAGAGAUGAAUGAGAAGAAUUUAAUGCCAGAUAUGCUUAGAUCACCUGUGGUGUGUGUCCUUGGCCACGUUGAUCACGGGAAGACGAAAAUCUUGGAUAAAUUGCGCCGCACUAAUGUGCAGGAAGGUGAGGUCGGAGGUAUUACUCAACAAAUUGGUGCCACUAAUGUUCCUGCACACGGGGUUCAGAGACAAACCCAUAUGGUUAAAGGUUUUGAUAUGAGUGUGUUGAAGUUUCCGGGGCUGUUGAUCAUCGACACACCUGGUCACGAAUCUUUCAGCAAUUUGCGUUCAAGAGGAUCUUCUCUGUGUGAUAUUGCUAUUCUAGUUGUUGAUAUCACUCAAGGCUUGGAGCCUCAAACUAUAGAAUCAAUCAACCUCCUGAAAAAAAGAAAAACUCCAUUUGUAGUUGCUUUAAAUAAGGUAGACAGAGUGUUUGAGUGGGAACCUAACUGCAACAAAGACAUCCGUGAUGUUAUAAAGUUACAGAAAGAACCUGCUAAAAAUGACUUUGAACGUAGAACUAAGGAAAUUAUCCAAGCUCUAAAUAUACAGGGAUUGAAUGCUGCCUUGUUCUGGGAGAACCCAGAUCCUCGUUCCUAUGUUUCUCUAGUGCCCACUAGUGCCAUCUCUGGUGAUGGAAUGGGUAACUUAAUAGCUAUGGUGUGUGAUAUGUGCCAACAGAGAUUAAACAAGAGAUUAAUGUUCUCUGAAGAACUCCAGUGCACCGUCCUAGAAGUGAAGACAAUCCAGGGUCAUGGCACAACUAUCGAUGUGAUCCUGGUGAAUGGUAGACUACGAGAAGGAGAUACUAUAAUUUUAGCUGGUACUGAAGGCCCCAUCGUUACUCAAAUCAGAUCUUUACUUUUACCAAAACCAUUAAAAGAAAUCAGAGUAAAAGGUCAGUACGAUGAAUUCAAAGAAGUUGCCGCUGCUCAGGGUGUAAAAAUUGCUGCUCGCGACCUGGAGAAAGCAAUCGCUGGCCUUAAUCUUCAAGUUGCAUACCAUGAAGAUGAAAUUGAUCUGCUAAAGGAAGAGGUGGAUAAGGAAUUCAAGGCUGCAAUGAGGUCCAUAAAGGUGAAGGAGCGAGGUGUUUAUGUUCAAGCUUCAACUUUAGGUGCCUUAGAAGCCCUCCUUGAAUUUUUCAAGGCUAACAGUGUGCCAUAUUCUGGCAUCCGUGUUGGUCCGGUCGUAAAGAGAGAUGUGAUGAAGGCAGCAGCUAUGUUGGAGCACGACCCCAUGUAUGCAGUCAUUCUUGCCUUUGAUGUAAAAGUAGAGAAAGAUGCUCAAGAAUUGGCUGAUAAGGAAGGGGUGAAAAUUUUCUCCGAGGAAACCAUAUACCAUCUGGGAGACCGUUACGUAGAAUAUAUAAAGGAAUACAAGAGGAAAAAGCAGGAGGAAUUCCGAAGUGUUGCCGUCUUCCCUUGUCGACUAAAGAUAAUUCCAGCGGCAAUUUUUAACAAACGUGAUCCAAUUGUAUUGGGUGUGACUGUGGACGCCGGCAUACUUAGAACAGGCACACCUCUCUGUGUCCCAACAAAGGAGUUUGUGGAAAUCGGUAUAGUGACAUCUAUGGAGUUUGACCAUAAAAACGUUGAUCUGGCUAAGAAAGGUGUAGAUGUAUGUAUCAAGAUUGAACCUGUCCCGGGCAACACACCUAAACUCUUCGGUCGACAUUUUGAGGUGGAAGACAAGCUGGUUAGCAAGAUUUCUCGUGAGUCAAUAAACGCAUGUAAAGACCAUUUUAGAGAUGAUCUCAGCAAAACUGACUGGAAACUGAUGGCUGAGUUGAAAAAGGAAUUCGAAAUUCUUUAAACGUGUCGUAAUAUAGCGAAAACCUGAGUUACGUUAUGUCGAUAUAUGAAUUUUUAUAUUGUCUGCGACUUAAUGUAUUCUUGUUAGUAAAUUGAUAAAUGAGCACUUCCAGAGGAAAACAUUGAUCAACAGCUUAUGCAGAUUUACUUACCGUAUUGUCUGGCAUGUAAGGCGCACGAUGUUUCCAAGCAGUUGUAAUAUAACAUUAGUAAACAACUGCUAAAGUGUAACACAAAGCCUACCCUUGACCCUGACCUUGAGCAUAUAAGAUGCAGGCUGAUUUUCCAAGACACUUUUGGGGGAAAAGCGCACCUUGCAUGCCAGAAAAUACGGCAUGUUUUCAUUUUGCAUCCUAAAUUAAUGGCUGUAAUAAGGUUUGUGGACCAAAGUUGAAAUGUAUUUUGACUGUAUUCCAUCAACUACAUUGUAUCAAAGUUACAGCUGGUACUUAUAUCUGAGUUAUGCAGAGGAGUGACCAUCAUGUUGACACGCAAUCACCUUUUAAGUAUUACUGUAAUUACUGGUUUUAUGGAAGAGAAUCAAAUAAAAUUUUAUGUAAAAAGCAUUAAAAUUUUAAGUCAUUUUGGUUUUUAUAAAAUGUUGAGAGGGGGGAAAAUUCCAUUUAUAAUAUCUGAUAUGCUUCCCUUGUUCUUAUUAACCAAGGCCAAUACUAAAUAAUAUAUAUGGUAUGGUUCCAAUUGCUUGUUUGGAAUUUUUUUAAUAUAUAAAUUUAUUUAAUAAAAAGCUGUUUUUCUGAGUGUAA